CAAAACAGGCACAUUGCAUAAAUAAUAUAUAAUGGAAGAAAAUGAACAAAACACUCAAGGUGGUCACAAAUUCUAUAAGGUGUUGUUGAAGAGCAUGUCAUUACAGUUACACCUUCUCCUCCUCCUUCCUGUGGCUCUCAUUCUCACCUUCACCUCUUACAACUACUACUACUUGUCAGCAUUUGUGCUCCCAUUAUUCACACACACCUUUGAGAAAAAAUAUAUCUUCCUCCUUUGCACCACUAUUCUCACUUUCAUCACCAAGAAUAUUGAUAUUUUUGGUUUGAAGGAACAUAAUAAUAUCGAACAUAUUCUCUCGCUUGACGCGCCACUUGUUGAAGGAAACAUCGGUGUCCAAGAGUAUGAACAAGAACAAGAACCGAAGGAAGACACUAACGAUGAGAGGGACAGUGAUCAAGAAGAUGAUGGAGAGGAACAAGCUGAGUGCAGUUCAUGUGUAGAUAUGGAUACAGAAGAGUUAAAUAUGAAAAUAGAGGAGUUCAUAAGGAAGAUGAAACAAGAUCUAAGGCUUGAAGCCAAACAACAUUUGAUUACUGCUGUGUAAUAUAAUAUAUAUGUGCAACAAUUCAUGUUGUUUCUUUCAUGUAAUAUCUCCUUAGGGAAUAAGUAACACUUUAGUUUUUUAUUUACCAUGACAAAGUGGUCAACUUACA
This is a messenger RNA of Helianthus annuus (common sunflower), 674 nucleotides long. RefSeq lists its product as uncharacterized. NCBI's taxonomy places the organism in Eukaryota, Viridiplantae, Streptophyta, Magnoliopsida, Asterales, Asteraceae. The coding region runs from base 32 to 565 and encodes 177 amino acids. The record is from RefSeq and is a predicted model, not a curated record. The transcript has a single exon.